Molecule: messenger RNA, 786 nt
Organism: Ramularia collo-cygni
Lineage: Eukaryota; Fungi; Ascomycota; Dothideomycetes; Mycosphaerellales; Mycosphaerellaceae
Exons: 2
Coding region: 1-786 (261 amino acids)
Source: RefSeq, a predicted model, not a curated record
AUGGACUCGACCAUUGGCCGAAUCAUCGCUGGUCAAAUGCGAUGGUUUGCAGAAUAUACCACGCGCGUCGCCAUGGGUGCAAUCAUCGAGGGCAUUUGCAUCUUGUUGAUGAGGGCCUACGGUCCCAUUCCCGCCGCAGAUGCCGAAUGGAUCGAGGAAGCUGCUCGCGCAGAGGCAAGAAGACUCGUCGCGGAAGAGCACCCACAGGAUAUUGCAACUAUGCACGGCGUUCUCCGUGCCAUGUCCGAGAGGAUCGUAGCACUAGAAGCGCAGGGCUUGCAGAGAGAACAAGUUGUACCACAGCAGGAGGAUCCGAUGGAUACUGGCGCAGCGCAAACUUCAGCUGACCUUCCGACAAUACCAUCGCGCGUGGAGCCGACCAACGAGUAUCGCCCAGCGCAUGGGAGCUCGAGCCCGCUCUCACAGCCUGCUGAUGGCAUUGAGGCACUGGAUUCAGACGUCGAGCGCGAGCUCAGAUACAAGGAGGCGCGAGUCAUGUAUGUCGAGAGCAAGAGAGACCGCAAGCGCGCGCAGAUCGAAAAGAAGUUUGCCAAAGCCGACCGCCGACGCCUCGAGCGCAAGGCAAACAAGCGAAAGCAUAGACUGAUCGAAGGCAACAACGCCUCAUGUGAGGGUAGCGAUGAGAAGCUCGUUUGUCAGAUGUGCAACCGGAAGUUUCUUUCCGGAAACAAGGUGCACCAGCACAUUCGAGAGGAUCACGAAAUUGGGGGAGACGGUCUUCGCAAGAACGAUUCCCGCUCCAGGACCUCAAGCACACGUGAGUAG